Messenger RNA from Sycon ciliatum, 2097 nucleotides. RefSeq lists its product as uncharacterized. The record is from RefSeq and is a predicted model, not a curated record. The transcript has 5 exons. Bases 154 to 1374 code for a protein of 406 amino acids. Lineage: Eukaryota; Metazoa; Porifera; Calcarea; Leucosolenida; Sycettidae.
UGAUGUCAUGUACUUACUCGGGCACGUCAGUUCAUCUUCUUGUUGCUCACGUCCACCGGACGCCUCUCGAAUAAUAAGCGGAGCCCUGAUUGCCGUAAGGCAUAAUAUUUCUUAGGAUAUCUGGGCUUGAAGUUAGUUCGGGAUGGUCCUCCUAUGGGAUUGCAGAACGUGAAGAAGAAAGACAUGAAAUUCUGGAUUGUGUACGUAGUGUUAGUGAUAUCUUUAGCUGCAUGCGGCGAAGUUUCGGGGCAGGAGCCGGGCGGAGAAGGCACUGGCACUGCCUUACCAUUCACAUCCUCUCCUAGUGCCUUGCCAACAGACCCUGGCUCCAACCCAGUGAUAACCGGAAAUGGCUCAUCAGUCUCAACUGCCCCUGCUGUUGUUUCCAGUCCCGUUUCGGGGUCGGGACUAUCACCGACGACUGGGGGAUCUACAUCAACCCCUGGACCUACAUCAACCCCUGGAUCUGUGUCCUCUGUUGCUAGUAGUGCCAUGGCUAUGACAUCCACAGUAUUGGCGAGUAGCACCCAGUCUAGUGCAGCAGCUACCUCCAGUGUGGCCAAUACCACUGCCUCUGCUGUGGCUACAAGUGCUGGGAUAGCUACAGAGACCUCAGCUAUUUCUGACACGUCAACUGUAUCCAGUACAACCAUACACACAUCAUCGUCAUCAUCAUUAUCAGCAUCAUCAACAGCGGUUAGUCAUACAAGUCUGCCUGCAACAACUAGCAACACUGUGAGUACGAGUAGCUCGGUCGGGACGAGCGCGACGUCAACACCACGUCCUGUAGACAUAUCAUCUAGCCCAGUACCGACUUCACCUAUUACUACUACAGGUGAACCAACACAGACUAGACAGACAACAGCGGCAGUACCAGCAACAUCCCCCACUCAAUCACCUCCUGUUGUCACUACUACAGCAAUCCCAGUCACACAAACUACACCACCAGUGUCACGGUCAGUAACGCAAGCUGCCACUUCGAUGGCCUCGGUACAUUCUAGCAGUUCAGCAGUCCAACCUACGUCAGCAACGAGUUCCGGAAAUGGAUCUCAUACGGGAACAACAGUACUUCUAGCUAACACAACCUCACCACCACACCAUGAGCCGGAAGCUGUGGAAGUUGGACUACCUGUAGGACUCAGCAUUGCCGGUAUCUUUGUUGUAGCAUGCGUGGUGAUCUUUGUGGUACGAGCCAGAAGGCGUCGUUUACUGCGAAUGCAGCUACUACCACUGUAUGCAUUUGAACCGGAGGACAGUGAUGACAACCUGCUGCGGAAUACCAUGGAUGAUGAAGAACACGGGGAACGAGACGCAUCUCUUGACACCAAUGGUGGUGCUGGCGAGCACUACCUUCCCAAGCUUCGGUUCCAGUAACGAUACACACACACCCUGCAAUACACGUACUUGAAGUACAUGUAGUUGUACUUGCCAACAGGAGGGAAAUGGAGGUCUCCUAGCACCACAGGAAACACAAGAGGCUUCUACUAAUGAAGCUAGCAGAAUUGCAUUAUUUCAGGCGACAGCGACAAGAUAAGCUUCUGCGUACAAAGCACUAGUAAAAACAAUAUUUGUGUGACAUUCUGUUGUUGACCGCCGUAUACUCUGCUGCUGUUUUUUUUUGCUUUUGCUUUUUCCAUUAACUUAUACCAUCAUAAUAUUCAUGCCGAUUUUAUGCUGAGUUAUCAUAGAACACACCAUUUUUGAUUUUCCCCGUGUACCAAACUACCAUGGUUCUGUUGUGUUGACUCUUUGUUGAUGGAAUAUAUGUGCUGCGACAUGCAAUGAAUACCGUAUGCACGUGUGCUUUUUUUGUUUAGGAUACCUGUGUGCGUAUUGGCUACAGAACUGUAGAACAUAUUUCUAGUUUGUAUUUCUAAAAAGCAUGAACAAGAUUCAUGUUCAUAUUUCCUUUCUUGGCCAGCUCACACUAUAGCGCAGUAGUGUUUCUCUUGCUCUGCUGCAUAAUUAAAAAGCACAAAGUCUUGUAGAUGCCAUUUUGCUAGAGCACCUAUUUCUCGUUAUUCUUAUUUGUCUUAUUUGUCGGUUUUGAAAGCAUUAUCAAGAUUAUUAUGGGAGACACACCCAUGAUCCAAAUCA